This is a messenger RNA of Symbiodinium sp. CCMP2592, 1491 nucleotides long. The record is from the annotation of a GenBank genome assembly. NCBI's taxonomy places the organism in Eukaryota, Dinophyceae, Suessiales, Symbiodiniaceae.
AUGGGCGAUGCAGCCCGCACCAGAGCAGCUCUGAACUUUGUUUGCAGCGCGCUGCACAGAGCCGGUGUGCACUAUGUUGAUGCGGAAUGCCUUCGCCUGGCGAAGCAUGCCGACGCGUCUGUGGGCCCUGCCAUGUGGGCACUUGUAGCUGACCUGCUAGAGUUUUUACAAGUCAGCACGGAGAGUUGGACUCCGAUUCUGCGAGAAUCCCCCAUGGAGUUGUCUGCGCUGGACAAAGACGUUGUGGUCUUUAGACUUAUGCUUUUGGGAUACCCUAGGGCCGAUCAUCUCAUCGACACCAGGGAGUUGCUGCUUGCAGUGGGUUAUUUGUUAAGCACGUCCCAGCUUUUGACGGCAGCCCGUCGCGUGAAGAGCCGCCAUCCAUUGCCACCGUAUCCCGACGAAAUCGCUUGCUCGGAGCGGCCAUCUCCAAUUGGUCGACCCGCAGCGGAUGGCGAUGGACUCUGUCAUAUUCUUCAGCUCCAUGGUCGGUGGCGUGCAGAGAUGAGACGGUUGGAGCAGCUGGAGUCUCACCGUCUCAUGUUGCUGAAGCAAAUGCAAGAACUGUCGUCCAGCAGGCUUCAGACGCACAAGGAUAAGGACAGGACGAGGAAGUUUCUCCAGUCGCCACCAACGCACUAUGAAUUAUUUGUGCUGGAGCGGUCCUUGCAAGAGCACCUGGAAGACUUGCAGCAAUACAUCAGCAAUGUGCAGGCCAACAAGGACGAAGAGCUCUUCUGGCGCUGGAUGGGGAGUGUGUUUCGAGCCGCCGGCGCAGAAGGCAUUGCGGCAGACAACCCUAGCCACGAGAUCAGCCACACCAUGCAGAAUGAGGCUGUUUUGAACAGCCUACAAAGCUUUCGAGAGUCGGCAACUGCGCUGAGAAAAGCUCAAGCCGAACCUCUUCGCCCUGCACCGCGUGACACUCGACACGGGGUGUGCAAAGUUGGAAGCCUGCGUGACCACUGGGAUGCCUUGCACAAGUCUCUUUCGGGUGACACUCAACGGCAGCUAAAGCCAGAGCUUCGAGAUUUGGGAAUUGCCUUCGAUGCUGCAUUCCCGGCUGUUUGGAACGAAAACACGGAGAAAGCAGAAAGCACGAGCAUGCAGCAUGUGGUCCACCGGCCAUCGAGGCUCCCAACCUUCCUGGUCAGGGAAUCACGAGAUGGGUUUGGGAAGCUGGGCACGGCAGCAGCAGGCGUUCAAGAGCACGUGCAUACGAUGCGCACGCGCUACACAUCUACAUUGCAGGAGCACGGGGAGCUUCUUGAGGAAGCAGUUAAGGAGCUUCAUGGUGCACUGGCGAUGCUUGAAGACUUGCGAGUGCUUGCAGUGGGAAAAUGGCAACGGAAAGGGGACAAACCUUGGCCACGGCCAUGCUGCCGCCAUGCUGCCGCCGCUGCCUUGCGAGGCCGGAGGCUUGGGCCCCGCGUCUUCGGGGCUUGGACCUCCCGUGCCCGGUUGAGUCGCCAUGGCCUUAGACUAUCUUAG